Molecule: messenger RNA, 428 nt
Organism: Hymenoscyphus albidus
Lineage: Eukaryota; Fungi; Ascomycota; Leotiomycetes; Helotiales; Helotiaceae
Source: the annotation of a GenBank genome assembly
AUGCAGAUCCGAAACCUCCUUGUUCUCGCUGCUUUGGCGACCGGUGUCUAUAGUGCCGGUUACGGGUCCGCAUAUUGUCAAUUCGAUACUGUAAGUCCCAUCCUCUUCUUCUGUAGACAACAUCAGGCAUAACCCGCUAGGAUUUGAAGUCUUUCUGUAGUAUCUAGAAUAAGUAUUAAUUUUUCAUAGGGCGAGAGCUACAAUAUGGCGACUGAAAACGCAUGUGAUACCUUGAAGGAUAGUGGUUGCGACGAUUGCAAGAAAGUAGGAAACCCUAUCAGGUGCAUUAGUACUGGGAAAAAGAUUGAUCCGCACAAGGUAUGCAUUUUCCGGUCGUUCGACAUGAAUAAUAGCAAGCUAAUAGUAUUAUGAAACAGUGGGAGGCCGGCUGUAUCAGAAAUGGCGCCAAAUCCGCAGCUGGAAAUUAG